Molecule: messenger RNA, 2945 nt
Organism: Tigriopus californicus
Lineage: Eukaryota; Metazoa; Arthropoda; Copepoda; Harpacticoida; Harpacticidae
Gene: lt
Product: vacuolar protein sorting-associated protein 41 homolog
Exons: 3
Coding region: 141-2885 (914 amino acids)
Biological process (GO): cellular response to starvation; macroautophagy; vesicle-mediated transport
Cellular component (GO): HOPS complex; late endosome
Molecular function (GO): protein binding
Source: RefSeq, a predicted model, not a curated record
ACAGAAAUCAUCAUCAGAGCUCACUUCGAUCGAGGGCGUCAAACGCAGAACCCCACUGACUGACUGACCAUUGAUUCACGCCCCUUCUGACCCUACAGCUCAACGCCUGGUUUUCAAUCCCGUUCCCGCCUCCGUUCGCCAUGUCCGAGGCCCUGCCCGUUCAGCGGAGCGAGGAGGACUCGAGCAGCCUGCCCAGUUCGCAAUUUGGAUCCGUUUCCCAGCAAGCCCUGGCCUCGGUGGCCUCGUUGCCCGCUCCUUCCGAGGCGCCCGAGGAUCUGGCUGAGCUUCGGCCUCGGGAUCACGAGCCAGACCAAGCGGCCGAGGACGAUCAUGGGAACGCUCGUGGAGCGGCCGUGGGCGUGGAUGAUGCCGAAGAAACCGAGGACGAGGAGUUCGAGCCUAAACUCAAGUACGAGCGUCUCUCCUCGGACCUCAAAGGUCUUUUCUCAGACGAUCGAUCGUCGUGCAUCGCGGUCCACGACAAGAUGAUGGUCCUGGGCACACAUUGGGGUCGCACUCAUCUCCUGGACGCCAUGGGACACGUCCUACAAGGCCAAGCCGUGGCCUUUAAAGGUCAGCAUGCUGUGUUGGUGAGCCAAAUCUCCGUGGAUCACACAGGUGAAUUCGUGGGUUCGUGCUCGAUUGAUGGCAAAGUCAUGAUCCGAGGACUCUUGAGCCGCGAUUUCAACCACACCUGCCAACUCAGCUCCUCAUUGCGUGCCAUUUCGAUCGACCCCAUUUACGCCCGCUCAGGCGCCGGACGACGUUUUUUGACCGGUGAUGCCAAUCGCGUGGCUUUGCACGAGAAGGGUGUUUUCACGGGAUACAGCCAAACCGUGUUGAGCGAAGGCGAAGGGCCUUACAAUGUAAUCAAAUGGCGCGGACGAUUUGCGGCCUGGUCUUGCCGCAAAGGCUUUCGAGUGUAUGACGCCGUGAGUGCCAAAGUGAUCAGCCUCAUUAAGGUGGAUAUCACACCUCGCGAGGACGUGCCUCCUCGAAUUACAUGGUCGGAUCAAUUUCACUUGUAUGUAGCUCACGGAGAUGCGGUUCGAACGUGUUUGAUCAAGCCUCGAGUACCGAGUGGCAAACCGCCCAACCCUAAUGGGGAAUUACCUGAUCAUUACGUGGAGAUUGUGUCCUCAUUUUCCAUUUCGGACUCUUGGGUGAGCGGGAUCGCCCCUUUGGACAGUCUGUUGGUGCUUUUAACCGUACCCAAGCAAAAAACGAAAGACAACGUGAUCAUCAAACCCCAGUUGAAAGUGGUCGAGCCGUUGCUGAAUGACUAUGUUGAGGUGUCCACUGAUAUCCUAAGCAUCCAAGGCCAUGAGCUCUACGGACCUAAAGACUAUCACCUUGAGAGUCUCGUGGAUGAUAAGUUCUACUUUAUCGUCUCGCCACGGGAUGUGGUUCUGGGCAAGCCUCGUGAUCCCGAUGACCACGUGGAUUGGUUACUCGAGCAUGAAAAGUUCCAAGAAGCCUUGACUUGUGCCGAGAAACACGAACGAUACCUGAGAAGACACAGCGUUCUCGAUGUGGGGCGAAUUUGUCUGGAUCAACUACUUUUGGCGGGGGAUUUCGAUCAAGCGGGUUCACUGUGUGUCCGCCUUUUUGGCCGUGAUCGAGAAUUAUGGCAGAACGAGGUCUACAAGUUCACUCAAUUGAACAAUAUGCGCGCCUUGGCGCCUUUUCUGCCCAAAGGCACCGAGUUUCGUCUAGACCCGCAAAUCUAUGAGAUGACCAUAUUCGAGUUCAUCAAAAUGGACACUCCCGGCCUUUUGGAGCUGAUUCGCGAAUGGGAUUCGAGUCUUUACGGACUUAAUGCCGUGUCGAGUGCAUUGAGAGAAGCGUUACUUCUGUCCGAAAAGGAUCCCUAUCUGAGAAGGGCUGUGGCUACGAUCGCCACCGUUGAGGGUAAAUACAACGAAGCUUUGGACCAUUAUCUCCGGCUAGGCCAUGAGGAUGCAUUUCAAUUGAUACGAGAGUACGAGUUGUUCGACAAUGUGUCAUCUCGUGUUGCCGAGUUAAUGACCUUAAACGACCCGUUGACUUUGAAGUUGCUCUUUGAACACAUGGAUCGAUUGCCCACGGAUCGAAUCGUUGCCAACCUGGCCGGACACGAAUCGCACUUGUUCAAAUAUUUGGACAUGGUACAUGCCAAGGCACCGGAAGAGGCCAAGAAAUAUCACGGCACGUUGGUGUCGCUCUACGCAGAUUAUUCCCCCAAGAAAUUACUUCCAUUCCUGCGAUCGUCGGACUCCUAUCCGAUCAAUGAGGCCUUAGAGAUCUGUGAAACGCGCGGGCUCAUUCCGGAGAGAAUCUUCAUUUUGGCCCGCAUGGGAAACACUCGACAGGCAUUGCAGUUAAUCACCCGAGAACUAGCCGAUAUCCAUAAAGCUGUGGCGUUCUGCAAGGAACACGACGAUGUGGAUUUGUGGAAGGAUCUCAUCGAGUUCUCUCUAGAUAAACCCUACUUUGUGAACGUUUUACUUCACAACAUUGGAACGCACGUGGACCCGCGGAUCCUUAUCCAAAGGAUCGAGCACGGGCGUGAGAUCCCGGGAUUGAGGAACUCCCUCGUUCAGAUCAUGCACGAUUAUCGAUUGCAAGUUUCCCUUCAAGAGGGUUGUCAGAGGAUUCUGGUGGCAGAUUGCUUCAAUUUGCUGCAAAAGCAAGUGCGAGUCCAAACGCGUGGGUUGUGUCUGACAGAAGCCACAAAAUGUGCGGGAUGCAGUCAAUCUUUGGUUGGAUUGACCCAGGCUCAAAGUCAAGAUGUGAUCGCGUUCCACUGCCAUCAUAGCUUCCAUUUCCAAUGCUUAGGUGAUAUUAGCAAGUGUGUGAUUUGUCAGAGUGUUACCCCCAGACAGGAUCGAUCGGGUUCGCCUUAGAAAUGAAAUGCAAUCAUUGAUCAAACAGGUUUAUUUUUUAUAAAGGAGAUAUCCUCAUUA